This is a messenger RNA of Populus trichocarpa (black cottonwood), 3072 nucleotides long. RefSeq names its product eukaryotic translation initiation factor. The record is from RefSeq and is a predicted model, not a curated record. Bases 278 to 2674 code for a protein of 798 amino acids. NCBI's taxonomy places the organism in Eukaryota, Viridiplantae, Streptophyta, Magnoliopsida, Malpighiales, Salicaceae. Gene Ontology annotation, cellular component: eukaryotic translation initiation factor 4F complex. Gene Ontology annotation, molecular function: protein binding; translation initiation factor activity; mRNA binding. The transcript is spliced from 9 exons.
GGUUUUUUUCUUAUUGCCCCGCCGGCCUCACACUCUCCUCUUCUUUGCUCUUCGCAGAGGAGAGAGAAUAUCCCCCCUCCCAAAAAAACAAACAAUAAAAAACCUCUCUUUCUCUCCCUACCAAACCCUUCUCCCUUUAUCUCUCUUUCGUGAUUCAGCUUUUGCUGCUGCUGCUACUAUCAUCACUAGCAGCACCAUCUGUUACUCUCCUUUCCUUUUCUUUCUUUUUUAUUGGACAGUGGAGAUUCAAAUUUAAAAACUAGUGAAAGAUCGAGUUAUGCAGCAAGGUGAUCAGACGGUGUUAAGCUUAAGACCUGGUGGCGGUCGAGGGAGUAGACUCUUCAAUCCUCGCUUGGAGCAGUCAUCAUCUUCUUCUUCUACAUCUUCCUCCAUUUCUCUUGGUGAUCUCCCUCACUUGCGUCCUCGUGGCGGUGCUCCUUUUCUGAAGACUGGAGACUUGCGGUUCGAGGGUCGUGACCAUGUGCAGUACACUAGAGACCAGCUGUUGCAGCUUAGAGAGGCUAUUGUAAUCUCUGAUGAGAUUCUAAAAAUCAAACAAGAAAUUGAAGCUGAGUUUUUUGGCGAAGAUCAGAGCUGGAGUCGUGGAGAAACCAAUCCUCCAACUCAAUCUCAGAGUCGUUAUUCUGAGCCAGACAAUCGUGAUUGGCGUGGUCGUUAUGCACAUGCUCAAUUUUCUCCAUCUGGAGAGGAGAGGUCCUGGGAUUCUAAUCGAGAAAAUCGGGACUUUGGUGGGAGAUAUGACUCCAGGCAGCAAGAAGGCAAUCAGUCUAAUCGUCAAGACCAACUCAACUCCCAAUUUUCGAGAGCACAACUCUCUUCUAAUCAGGGAGGACCUGCUCCUGCUUUGAUCAAGGCUGAGGCGCCAUGGUCUGCCAGAAGGGAAAAUCUUUCAGAGAAGGACCGUGUCUUGAAGACUGUAAAAGGUAUACUGAACAAGCUUACCCCUGAGAAGUUUGAUGUUCUCAAGGGUCAACUUAUCAACUCUGGAAUUACAUCAGCUGAUAUCUUAAAGGGUGUGAUAUCACUUAUAUUCGAUAAGGCUGUUCUGGAACCCACAUUCUGUUUCAUGUAUGCACAGCUGUGCUCUGAUCUUAAUGAAAAGCUCCCCCAAUUUCCAUCAGAUGAACCUGGUGGGAAAGAUAUCACAUUUAAGCGGGUACUCUUAAAUAUCUGUCAGGAGGCAUUUGAGGGUGCUGAUAAACUGAGGGAGGAAGUAAGGCAGAUGACAGGUCCAGAGCAAGAGCUUGAGCGUAGGGAUAAGGAAAGACUGGUCAAGCUUCGCACUCUUGGAAACAUCCGUUUGAUUGGAGAGCUUUUGAAGCAGAAAAUGGUUCCUGAAAAGAUUGUCCAUCAUAUUGUUCAGGAGCUUCUAGGGCAUGAUAAUAAAGUUUGUCCUGCUGAAGAAAAUGUUGAGGCCACAUGUCAGUUCUUUAACACCAUUGGUAAGCAGCUUGAUGAGAGCCCAAGGUCACGGCAUAUAAAUGAUGUGUACUUUGGUCAAUUGAAGGAACUGUCAUCAAAACCCCAGUUGGCUCCUCGACUGAGGUUCAUUGUUCAAGAUGUUCUUGAUCUGCGGAUGAACAACUGGAUUCCCAGGCGUGAAGAGAUCAAAGCUAAAACCAUCACAGAGAUACAUGCUGAGGCAGAAAAGAAUCUUGGGCUGCGUCCAGGUGCUGCCGCAAGCAUUAGAAAUAACCGAGGUGUUAUUUCUGCUGCUUCAGGGACUGCUGGCCCUGGGGACUUCCCCAUCAACCGACCUGGCACUGGGGGCAUGAUGCCUGGCAUGCCAGGAGCUAGGAGAAUGCCUGGGAUGCCUGGAAUUGAUAAUGACAAUUGGGGGGCACCUAGAAACCAUUCAAUGCCAAGGGGUGAUGGUCUAAUGCAGCCUGCUGGACGUCUCCAAUCACCAAGUUUUAACAAGUCAAGGUCAGUAAACACGAAGCUGUUACCUCAGGGCAGUGGUGGUUUUAUGAGUGGAAAGAGUAGUGCCCCCUUGCAGGGACGUGGUGGUCCUCCAUCUAGGCCAUCUAACUUUCAUUUUGGUGCAGAGCCUCCUGCUCAAGCCCCUAUACCUAGUAAAACUCUUCCUGCCCCUUAUGUGCCUCCAGUUGCAGAUAGACCAGUUGUUCCAGCUUCCAGGGUGAAUCCUGAUGAACUUAGGAGAAAGACUCUCUCGCUCCUGAAAGAAUAUUUCAGUGUCUUGCUUCUGGAUGAGGCAUUGCAAUGUGUGGAAGAGCUGAAGUCUCCAGCUUACCACCCUGAAGUUGUCAAGGAAGCUAUCUCCAUUGCAUUAGAGGCAAAUCCACCACGAGUUGAACCAGUUUCCAAACUUCUGGAAUAUUUGUUUGCCAAGAAGGUCAUCACAGUGAAAGACAUAGGAACUGGGUGCUUACUAUAUGGUUCUAUGUUGGAUGAUAUUGGCAUUGAUUUGCCAAAGGCACCAUAUAAUUUUGGUGAAAUUACCGGGAAAUUAGUUUUGGUGGGGGGAUUGGACUUCAAAGUGGUAAUAGAGGUCCUUAAGAAGAUGGAGGAUGAUAUGUACCAGAGAGCUGUAUUUGAUGCAGCAACAAGGAUCAUUAGUUCAAGUCCGGAUGGGCAACUUGUAUUAGAUACUCAAGCAUCCGAUAUUAAGGCUUGCCAGAGUUUAUUUUAGUUGCAGUCUUACCAUUGUGAGUACUUCAGCAUCUGUAUCCAACUUUUUGUGCUUACGUUUAGAUCAUGAUGCUCCGCCUACACCAUUUUGAGGCGAGCAACUUGUAAUAUGUGAUAAGGUGGAGCUGCCAAGAACAAUUCAUUGUUUGAGCUGUAUAUUUUUGCCUGAGGUCAUAGUGGGGUGUUAUCGAAGAAAAGAAAUCAAAGCAUAAUGCUGUUGAUUUUGGUCUCGAGCAUGGCUAAACAAGUGCCUUCAGCUCGAGAAGAAUGGCCCUUCAAAAGAUCCAGUUGUUUUGUAUUUGAUUAGUUAUCAAUUUUUGUUCUCCGGACUGAGUAAUUUAGUUUAUUGUUUGAAUUAAUCAGCUCAUAAAUCCUACUUUCUACAUUCACCAAUAACAA